Pelmatolapia mariae (spotted tilapia) is the source of this 7099-nucleotide messenger RNA. RefSeq names its product von Willebrand factor A domain-containing protein 5A-like. The transcript has 37 exons. The coding region runs from base 903 to 5111 and encodes 1402 amino acids. The record is from RefSeq and is a predicted model, not a curated record. NCBI's taxonomy places the organism in Eukaryota, Metazoa, Chordata, Actinopteri, Cichliformes, Cichlidae.
AUGGCCGACCCCUGACCCGGAAGCGUCUCCGCUCGGCUGCCAACACACCUGCGUGUAAUCUUCCACCCAGCUGCCGCUAAUCUUUCCUCGCUUGGGCUGAGGUAUUUAACGGUGUGUCCAGACGGCAGUCGACGCUGGAUUGUACUCGAAGCUCGGUGGAGAAGUACGGAGCGGAGAAAAGGGCUCGCUGGUUUUAUCACUCGGGAGGAGAAACACACACGGAUUUUCACUGAACACUCAUCAGCACCACCUUCGGGAAUUGGGAGAAAAUCACCUUUGGACAAUCGCACGUCUUUGUUUAAGACUGUAUUUGAGCACUGUAAAUAAACGCACUGUCUGCUUUGUAUCCAGAGCUCCGCGCUUGAGUCCAUACUUUCCAUUAGCCGUGACACUUAAAUUCAAAUUCAGUUCUGCUACAGUUGAUAUAACCCUUUGACCACGAGGACCUUUUGAGGUCUAAUCAGGACAUUUUCACACGGAUCUUAGUAAAUAAGUUACCGUGUUCUGGAGUUGAUAUAGAAACCCUCAUAGCAAUUAUUGUUAUUAGAUUAGACAAAAUCCAAGAUAAAUUAAAGCUUGUCCACGAAAUUCUUGAUGUCUGCUGUACAAUCAUUCGAUCCUCGAAAAAGAAAUUGAAGUGUGGGCCACCAUUCUGGCUCUGAUCCGGCUUCAUGGCUUCAAGAGAGAUGCAAAGGACGAGUGGGAUCUUCUGGCUGUGAAGGCUGCCUCAUGGGUCCGUGCUCAGAAUGCUGUCUGCGGAGCACAAAGUGGACACCUCUGUCUUCAGCUGGACCUUUUACUGCGACUGUUUUAGAAACGAGCGUGUUUACGUCACAAACAGCAGGAGGAAAGUAUUUGCUUGACCAACGUCAGUGUCGUAACAGCUGUGAAUAGGUACAAAGAUGUCGUCCUGUGGUCUACUCACUGUCCAGAUGGAACCAGUUCCUCUGAAGAGCAUUGAGGUGGAGCUGCAGGUGAGGGACCAUGUGGCUGCAGUGGUCUCCACUCUGAACUACGAGAACAAGGAGGACAAACCAUUAGAGGCUGUUUUUGUCUUCCCUCUGCCUGGAGAUGCUGCUGUCUGUCAUUUCAGUGCUCAGAUUGGACAGACACAGAUUGUAGCUGAGGUGAAGGAGAAACAGAAGGCUCGUGAGGAGUAUGAUGAUGCUCUGAGCUCCGGUCAGCAGGCCUUCCUAUUGGAGGAGAGUGAUGAGAGUCCAGAUAUAUUCUCUCUGAGUGUGGGCAGUCUGCCUCCAGGAGAGAGCGCCUCCAUCAGGUUGGAGUACGUCACUGAGCUGGCUGUGCAGGCUGAUGAUGGUCUGAGGUUCUGUCUGCCUGCUGUGCUCAACCCUCGAUACCAACCUCAGGGUAGCGAAGGUGCAGGUUUCCAGGUGACUUCUGUUCCAGCCUCUCUGGUGCCCUACAGUCUGUCUUUUUCUGCCCGAGUGUCCUCUCCUCGUCCAGUCUCUAAAGUAGAGUCCAACUGUUCGCUGGACCCUCUGCAGUACCUCAACACUGAUCAAACCCAGGCCACGGUCAAGCUGGCUGCAGGACACAAGUUUGACAGAGAUGUUGAACUGCUGAUUUAUUACAAAGACGCCCACCAGCCCACUGCUGUGGUGGAGGCAGGACAGGCCUCUGCUGAGCCGGGCUCUCUGAUGGGUGAUCCAGUGGUGAUGGUGAGUCUGUACCCUGAGUUCCCCCAGUCUGUGAUGUCUUCAGUGGCUCCAUGUGGAGAGUUUGUGUUCUUAAUCGAUCGAUCUGGAAGUAUGGGAUCUAGGAACCACAGAUUGACUCGCCAGACUCGCAUCCACAGUGCAAGGGAUACUCUACUGCUCCUGUUGAAGAGCUUACCAAUGGGCUGCUAUUUCAACAUUUACAGUUUCGGGUCCAAAUAUGAACACAUCUUCCCUAAGAGUGUGGAGUACAGCCAGAAGACCGUGGAGGAGGCUCUGAAGAAAGUUAAGAAGAUGAAGGCUAAUCUUGGAGGAACAAAGAUCCUGGAGCCCCUCAAAUAUAUUUACAGCCAGCCCUGCAUUCCCAAUCAGCCUAGACAGCUGUUUGUCUUUACUGAUGGAGAGGUGGGAAACACCAAAGAAGUGAUCGAUCUGGUGAAGAAGAACUCGAAUUCUCACAGGUGUUUCUCUUUUGGGAUUGGGGAAGGGGCCAGCUCUGCUCUCAUCAAUGGGAUGGCCAAGGAAGGAGGAGGUCACGCUCAGUUCACCACAGGGACUGACAGGAUGCAACCAAAAGUGAUGCAGUCGCUGCGAUUUGCUCUGCAGCCAGCUGUGGUCGACAUCUCAGUCACAUGGGAUUUACCAAAGGAAGUGUCUGUCACUGUCCUCUCUCCACCAAUCACAACACUUUUCCAGGGUCAGAGGUCACUGAUUUAUGCCCAGCUCACUGGACAGAGCUCAGAGGCAGCAGAGGGCUGUGUGACGCUGAAGUACAGCCUGGCAGGUCAUCCCUCUGAGAACCAGCUGCACUUCAGUCUCAGACCUGCAGAGGACACUGGAUUAACAGUCCACAUGUUGGCUGCUCGAACUCUGAUUCGCUCUCUCGAGAUGGAAGCAAGAGACGACAAAGGAGAGCAUAAUGAGGAAAUGAAGAAGAAGGUGGAGGAGUUGAGUAUCCAGUCAGGAGUGAGCAGUGCCUUUACUGCCUUUAUUGCUGUUAGUAAAAGCAGUGGUGAGGCGAUACAAGGACCCCUGAUACACAUAGAAAGUCAAGGAAACCGUUUAUACCUUCGCGAAUACAAUUUUUCAGAUUCCUGUGAGAUCAGUAAAGGUACAAAUACGGGAUCCUGUGGUCUGCUAACUGCCCAGAAGGACCCAGUUCCUCUGAAGAGCAUUGAGGUGGAGCUGGAGGUGAGGGACCAUGUGGCUACAGUGGUCUCCACUCUGAACUAUGAGAACAAGGAGGACAAACCAUUAGAGGCUGUUUUUGUCUUCCCUCUGCCUGGAGAUGCUGCUGUCUGUCAUUUCAGUGCUCAGAUUGGACAGACACAGAUUGUAGCUGAGGUGAAGGAGAAACAGAAGGCUCGUGAGGAGUAUGAUGAUGCUCUGAGCUCCGGUCAGCAGGCCUUCCUAUUGGAGGAGAGUGAUGAGAGUCCAGAUAUAUUCUCUCUGAGUGUGGGCAGUCUGCCUCCAGGAGAGAGCGCCUCCAUCAGGUUGGAGUACGUCACUGAGCUGGCUGUGCAGGCUGAUGAUGGUCUGAGGUUCUGUCUGCCUGCUGUGCUCAACCCUCGAUACCAACCUCAGGGUAGUAAAGGUGCAGGUGUCCAGGUGACUUCUGUUCCAGCCUCUCUGGUGCCCUACAGUCUGUCUUUUUCUGCCCGAGUGUCCUCUCCUCGUCCGAUCUCUAAAGUAGAGUCCAACUGUUCCCUGGACCCUCUGCAGUACCUCAACACUGAUCAAACCCAGGCCACGGUCAAGCUGGCUGCAGGACACAAGUUUGACAGAGAUGUUGAACUGCUGAUUUAUUACAAAGACGCCCACCAGCCCACUGCUGUGGUGGAGGCAGGACAGGUCUCUGCUGAGCCGGGCUCUCUGAUGGGUGAUCCAGUGGUGAUGGUGAGUCUGUACCCUGAGUUCCCCCAGUCUGUGAUGUCUUCAAUGGCUUCAUGUGGAGAGUUUGUGUUCUUAAUGGAUCGAUCUGGAAGUAUGAGAUUUAGGAUCAAAAGAAGGAGUCUUCAGACUUGCAUCCACAGUGCAAAGGAUACUCUGCUGCUCCUCUUGAAGAGCUUACCAAUGGGCUGCUAUUUCAACAUUUACAGUUUUGGGUCCAGAUAUGAACACAUCUUCCCUAAGAGUGUGGAGUACAGCCAGCAGACCAUGGAGGAGGCUCUGAAGAAAGUAAAGAAGAUGAAGGCUGAUCUUGGAGAAACAGAGAUCCUGGAGCCCCUCAAACAUAUUUACAGCCAGCCCUGCAUUCCCAAUCAGCCUAGACAGCUGUUUGUCUUAACUCGCGGAUGGGUGAAGAACGACAAAGAAGUGAUAGAUCUGGUGAAGAAGAAUUCCAGUUCUCACAGGUGUUUCUCUUUUGGGACAGGGGAAAACACCAGCUAUAAUUUCAUUAAUAAGAUGUCCAAGGAAGGAGGAGGUCACGCUCAGUUUAUCACAGGGACUGACAAGAUACAACCAAAAGUGAUGCAAUCACUGCAAUUUGCUCUGCAGCCAUCUGUGAUUGACAUCUCAGUCACAUGGGAUUUACCAAAGGAAGUGUCUGUCACUGUCCUCUCACCCCCAAUCACAUCCAUUCUGCAGGGUCAGAGGUCACUGAUUUAUGCCCAGCUCACUGGACAGAGCUCAGAGGCAGCAGAGGGCUGUGUGACGCUGAAGUACAGCCUGGCAGGUCAUCCCUCUGAGAACCAGCUGCACUUCAGUCUCAGACCUGCAGAGGACACUGGAUUUACAGUCCACAUGUUGGCUGCUCGAACUCUGAUUCGCUCCCUCGAGAUGGAAGCAAGAGAUGACAAAGGAGAGGAUGACAAAGUGAAGAAGAAGGUGGAGGAGUUGAGUAUCCAGUCAGGAUUGAGCAGUGCCUUUACUGCCUUUAUUGCUGUUAGUAAAAGCAGUGGUGAGGCGAUACAAGAACCCCUGAUACCACCACCCAGUUUAAAACAGUGUAAUUUGGUGGAUUCAUGUGAGAGUCAGCCAAGCAGCAGUAAGGGGAUCUCUGUAACGGAGAAACUGAGAUCAGCCUUCAGCCGCAUUAACUCCCACUUCAAGCAUGCUCAAAGCUGCUCACCUCAGAGGAAGGGCACCGAGUCUCAGCUGUCAGUCAAAGACCCUUUGCUGCAGCUGGUUUCCCUGCUGGAAGCCUCUGGAUGCUGGUUAUUGAAGCCAGCUUUGGCCUCUGUGCUGGGGAAGACCAGCAAGGAGGUGGCAAACCUGAAACCUGCAUCGGCCAGCAGUGAAGUGUGGGCCACCAUUCUGGCUCUGAUCUGGCUUCAUGGUUUCAAGAUGGAUGCAAAGGACGAGUGGGAGCUUCUGGCUGUGAAGGCUGCCUCAUGGCUCUGUGCUCAGAAUGCGACGUGUGUGACAGAGUGUGUGGAGGCCGGUAAUGCGCUGCUGGGUUGCAGAGUAACGAAAGAUGCUUUGGGGCUCUGAAGUUGCUCCUCCUUCAGAAUUCAACUUUAUGUAUUGCAUAUUAUCAGUGUUCCUCUUGUUUAUUAUAUAUUUUAUUGUGUGUUACUUUUUUGUUUUUCACCUCUGUAAAAACAAAAAAGAGAAAAAGGUGUAAUCUCAGCUCUGUUUUUGUGCCUUAGUUACCUCGGUACUGAUGUGCUGCCCCUGUUAGAGGUGGCAGAGUGGACUCAGCAGUGCUGUUUAUCCAUGCAGACCUUUCAAUUGCACAUGGACUGGAUAUAAAAGGUGGAUGAAGCUACUGUAACAUUACCCACUUUUUUCUGAAGUCUCAGCUUCUAAGGUGCUAUUGCCAUCUCAGACGAUUCAUACCAGAUAUCAUGAGUGAGCAGUGUUAAUUUAUGUCUGUGAAGGUUCUCAGUCAUCCAGGUCAUCGUAGUCUAAGGAGCUUGGAAAGAAAAGCGUCUGGACUUCUUUAAGUUGCUUGCGCCACCAUUUGACCCUUAGAACUGAAGCUUCUCAAAUGAGACUUGAAACGUCUUCAAGCAACUUAAAGAAGUCCAGACGCUUUUCUUUCCAAGCUCCUUAGACAGUGUUAAUUUAGUUCACCAAUUAUUCCCAAAACAAAAACUAUGAUGAAAUGUACUGACUCUUUCAUCAACGAAUAAAAACAAGAUGAAAGCAUUCUGGAGAGACGAGAGCCAAUCAGAACUAAUUAAGUUGUAUAGAAAGGCGGGACAAGUAAGGUUAGAAACAUACAUUUGAGAUGGAAAAUGCUCCCUAUUCCUCAUGAAAAUGCAACAAAAUGUCAACAUUUGUGAGGUAGAGACAAGCAGACAUACGGAGACAUUUCCAAUUUGAUGUCAAGUAAAAUAAGAGACUUUGUAAAGCAUGUAGAAGAACUCAAAAAGAAACUUUUAAACUUUAUAAAAAUAGUGAAGUGAAUCAACUUUAGAUAAAGUCUACUGUAACCUUAUGAUAGUUAGUGGGCUAAAACUAAAUUAAUUUCCUGUAUAAUUAAAAGAAUAAAAUAAAAAAAGAGUAUCAUCAGAAAAAAAAGAGUAUAAUCAUCUUGUCUUCAAUAUGGCUUGAAAUGAGUGAUUUUGGCCUUAAGUUCAUCAGGUCAAAAUCACUAGAACCACAGACGGUAACAUUUUAAUGGGCAGCAGGGGGAGACUCCUCUGGUUGCAAAAAGAAGUCUUCGUAUGCCUACGGGUAAUCAUCUUUAUUGUUUGCUGUAUAAGUUUACACUUUCAUAGAGGGGUUUGUCUUUCUGAAUGCAGCAUGAUGGUCAUUCACUAAAUUCUGUUCCUGAUUAGAAUCAAAAAGGAGAAUAAAGCAGGAUAAACUUCAGGGUUGUUUCACCUUGUGAUGUGCCGUGUUUCUGCCAAUGGUGGAAAUACUCAGCUCGAUGCUUCACAACAGAACAUAACUAAUGCCUAAUGUAAUGGUUGCUACAGUUUAUGCAUACACACUAAAACAUUCUGCACAAUUGUUUUUUAUUUUCUCCAAUUGUCCCUGAGAGGCAUGUGAGUGAGUGAUGAGCUAUAUCUCAUCUAUUCAGUUCAGUUUUAUUUCUGUAGCGCCAAAUCACAACAGCAGUCAUCUCAAAGCACUUUACAUUGUGGGGUAAACGCCCUACAAUAAUACAGAGAAAACAGAGUCUUUGAGACGAUGCUUAGCUAAACCAAUUAUCAGUUCAUGCACAAUAUUUAAACAAUUAGUGUUGUCCUUAUAUUUGAGCAUGUGUUAGCUUUUCCUGUGUUGAUAUAGUAAUAAAGAUAAAUGUCUGAUGUCUAAUUGAUGGUUUCUCUGGAUUUGUUGAUGUGAAUUUGUACUGUCUGUUGUAUUUAUCUUAUCUUUCAUUAUUCAGUGCUUGUUCAUCAUUGUGCGUAUGUGAAUUUGUAACUGAGUUUACUGUGCAUUUGAUAAAGAUCCUCAACCUAAAUGUAGUCUUCUUUUUUUUCUCUCAUUGGUAAAUCUGUAACCUGUAUGCCAAACAAGAAACCACA